AUGGAAGAAUAAUUAAAAAAAAUUGACAUUCUCAUUAAAAAGCAGAACUUUUAGAAAAGUAUCAAGAAACUUGAAGAACUCCAAAAUCAACUUGACUAGAGGAUUAUAAAUCCAGAGGAAAUGAUUGAAGAUGACUAUGUAUAUCAUAAUAAAGAAUUAGAUUAUAUAAAGUAAUAUAUAUGAGAGAUUUGCAACAAUUUUCAUUGAUAUUAAUUAAGUUUAUAGAGCAAUGUAAUACUUGAUUAAGAUGAUAAAAAUAGAGAAAGAUAUUUGUAAAGCAUCUAAUAAUACAGAUAGUAUUUUGAGACUCUGUAAUUCAUAUGCAAAAAUAGGUAAUUAAAGUAUAUAGAUUAAAUUUAAGGAAGAUGUUGUUUCUACUGUUGCUAUUAUGAAUAGACAUUCAAAUAUUUAGAUUAUGCUUAAUAAUUACUUAUCUAAAAUAAUCUUACUAAUACAGGAGUUUAUGCAUUAACUUUAACAUAGUUAGGGAAUUAUUAUAGAUUCAUGUUUUAGGAUGAUUUGGCAGAAUAAAUGUUAUAUGAAAGCAUCAAAAUUAGGGAAGAAUUAUAUUCAAGGGAUUCUAUAGUAAAAUUUAUAAAUAUGUUAAGGAAGUUGCUGACUCAUUACAUGGACUGGCUUAAUUAUUUUCAGAUGAGGGAAAAAUUUAAGAUGCAAUGUUCUCAAUCAAUUAAGCCAUAUCUAUUUGGACAAAUGUAUUAGGUUAUGAGCAUAUCAAAACAGCUAAAUCAAUUUAUCUUAAAGGAAAUUUAUAUCUUAGAAUGAAAAACACUCAAGAAAGUAAAUAAAUAAUUAUUAUUUUGUAGAUUUAGAAAAAGCAGAAUAAUUAAUAAUUCAAAGUCUACAAAUUAAUAUUAAAAUUAUGGGAAAUUCCUCAUAAGAUAUUGCUGAUUGUUAUCAUUCUUUAGGUAAAAUUAAGGCUUAUAAUAAAUGUUCAAAUGAAUUUGAAGAGUAUUUCUAAAAAUCAUAAGAAAUUUUGCAAGAAUUAUAUGGCUAAAGUCAUGCAAGCAUAGCAAUAAUAUUAAACAAUUUUGGAAGAUCAUAUUAUGAGAGAAAAUAAUAUGAAGAAGCUGUAAAUUGUUUCUAAGAAUCUAUAAAAAUUUAUACUUAAUUAUGUGGAGAUAUGCAUGGCAAUUUAGCUAUUACUUUAAAAAACUGUGCAGAUUGUCACAAGGAAUUAGGUAGAUUUAAAUAAGCAUAUAAUGAUUAUUCAAAGUCAUUAGAAAUUUACAAAGUAUAUAUAUAUAAUAUUGAAUUUAGAAAAUGUAAAUAAAUUAACAAUAAGUUAAUACGAUUCAAAAUUAAAUGAUCUAAAUCUCUGAAAAUUUUUUAGAAGAUUGA
Messenger RNA from Paramecium pentaurelia, 1359 nucleotides. The record is from the annotation of a GenBank genome assembly. NCBI's taxonomy places the organism in Eukaryota, Ciliophora, Oligohymenophorea, Peniculida, Parameciidae.